Molecule: messenger RNA, 1571 nt
Organism: Aegilops tauschii subsp. strangulata
Lineage: Eukaryota; Viridiplantae; Streptophyta; Magnoliopsida; Poales; Poaceae
Product: growth-regulating factor 9
Biological process (GO): DNA-templated transcription; regulation of DNA-templated transcription; developmental process
Cellular component (GO): nucleus
Molecular function (GO): ATP binding
Source: RefSeq, a predicted model, not a curated record
UCCCAGUACCUCCAGCUCCAGCAAUGCCCGCCGCCCCCUCCCCGCUCCCCCCAAAUGCUUCCUGAGCUCACACCGCCGCCGCCAUGGAGCUCGGGCAGGUGCUGGGCUACACGCCGCCGGCGACCAAGGACGCGAGAUCCGGCGGCGGCUUCGCCCAGGCCGCCGCUUGCCCCUACCCCUACCCCUCCCCCUUCCUCGACGAGCAGAAGAUGCUCAGCUUCUCCAAGGCCGCCGCCCCUCCAUCGUCAGGUAUGGAUUUUGGCAGGUCCAAUGAGCAGAGGCUGCUGCUGGCCAGGAGCAAGAUGCCCUUCACUCCUUCACAGUGGAUGGAGCUGGAGCACCAGGCCCUCAUAUACAAGUAUCUCAAUGCAAAGGCCCCCAUACCUUCCAGCCUGCUCAUCUCCAUCAGCAAAAGCUUCAGACCCUCCUCCGAUAGAAUGCCCUGGAGGCCUGUCUACCAAGGGUUCACCAAUGCAGAUUCUGACCCGGAACCUGGAAGAUGCCGUCGAACAGACGGCAAGAAAUGGCGGUGCUCAAAGGAGGCGAUGGCCGAGCACAAGUACUGUGAGCGGCACAUCAAUAGGAACCGCCAUCGUUCAAGAAAGCCUGUGGAAAACCAAACAAGGAAGAACGCCAAAGAGACGCCUGCUGCUGGCUCGUUAUCGGCCGCUGUCUCACAGGGUGGCUGUAAGAAAGCAAAAGCUGGUGAUGAACUGAAGCCAGGGAGCGUCAGCUAUUGGACAGAUAAUUUAAACAGGGCAAUGGUGAGCAAAGCCAGGGGAAACAACCCUGAAGAAGGCAACAGUGCUCCACUCCUGAAUUCUACUAAUCAACAACACACAUUGUCCUUGUUCUCUCAACUGAAGCAACAGAGCAAACCAGAUAAGUUCAGCCCUGCAGUCGAUAGUGAAUCGAUCUCCUCAAAUACAGUAUUGAAGCCCUGGGAAAGAAGCAACCAGCAGAGCAGCAAGGACGUUUCUUCGACGACGCUCCAUGAUCGCGGGUGCCUUCAAUCAGUCCUUCAAGAUUUCAGCAUGCAUAAGAAUGACAAGAUCGAGGCUCAGAAAAACAAUGCUUCAGUGCCAUCAACUUUCUAUUCACCUACAGAAGGUCGACACAUCAGCUGCCUUGCAUCUAACAUGAUGCAAGUGCAGGAGGAUUGCAUCUCAAGCUCUUGGGAGAUACCUCAAGGUGGGCCAUUAGGUGAAAUCCUAACAAACUCCAAGAACACUGAUGACUUGACCAAUAAGUGUGAAUCAAGAUCAUAUGGUUGGUUACUGAGUCUUGAUGAACAUGAAAUGUGAGUUCGCAGUAAACGGAGAGCUAGACAUAGCAAAGUUCAACAUGGAAGGGAACAAUGCUGAUGGAAGCAGGAUGAAGUAGCUUAGAUGUGUGACCCAUCCAUGCUUGUUCUUCUCUCCAUAUUUUCAGUCUUCUGUUUUGUAAUAUCCAGUAGUUGCAACUUUUAGUGUUUAGGAAUUUGGCUGCAUCCUAAAAUAUUAUGGCUUGCCUUGUAUCAAGCUUAUUGGCUACAUCUUUUAACAGGUAAACUAUAAGGAUUCAUUUCUUCA